Oreochromis niloticus (Nile tilapia) is the source of this 1566-nucleotide messenger RNA. Its product is annotated as C-type lection lectoxin-Enh3-like. Bases 83 to 646 code for a protein of 187 amino acids. The transcript has 3 exons. Lineage: Eukaryota; Metazoa; Chordata; Actinopteri; Cichliformes; Cichlidae. The record is from RefSeq and is a predicted model, not a curated record.
CACACUGCACACUCUUGGCUGAAACCUGAGGACCAAUGCUACAUAGCAAAUGUUUUAACUUUUUUGUGGAAAUGAAAAGUCAAUGAAGCUAAUUUUACUUUACUUUGUAGCGACAAAACAAGGUGCAGAUCAGUACAUCCUUAACACACAAAGCAUGGUUUGGACUGCUGCUCGGGAUUACUGCAGAACAAACUACACAGACCUGACCAGUCUGAGGAAUGAUGCCGAGUACCAGAUAGUCCAGGAAGUAGCCAGUGGCAGUGAAGUGUAUGUUGGCCUCUUCAGAGACCCCUGGGAGUGGUCAGACCAGACUGACUCCUCAUUUAGAUUCUGGAACCCAGCCGAGACUGUCUGGACUAGUGGCACCCAAAACUGUGUUGCUAUGUUGAAGGAGAACUCUGGUAAAUGGGGAGACAGGGCAUGUACAGAAACACAUCCAUUCGUCUGUGACUGCAGGAACAAGCUGAGUUUCAUUAAGCUGAGGAUCAGCCCACAGGACUCAGUGCUGGAUCUAAGCAACCCUUCGGUGCAAGCAGACAUCUUGGAGCAAAUGAGCCAGAAGCUAAGGAGUAAUAACACGACUGCUGUUUUUCGUCUAACGUGGAGAAAACAAGCUGAUGGAAGAGUUUUUACCAAGGAGCCUUGAAGAAGUGGCUGAAGAUAAAAGAAUCAGAAAAGAUUAAGAUGGAUGAUCAAUGUACUUUAACAGACUAGCAUAGAACAGUGUGAACAUAUUAUAGACAGUUUUACACAUUAGAAUAUUUUACAUUUUCUUCAUUCAUCCAUGUAAUAAACAGUAGUAAGUUUUCCAGAAUCCUGUAUUUGAAUCCUGAAUUUUCCAAUAACUGUAAACAUCCCAAAGAUUGGCGGGUAACAGCAAAGCCAGAUUACAGUAAGGUAAUGAAAUGUACGUGAAUCUUUUUUCUAUCCUUAUGUGUGCAUUUGUGAGUGUUUUGGAAAGGAAUGUUUUAAAAGUGUCUCACACUGACAUCUAGCACUUACUUCGAUUGACUUGUUGCAACUGAAGGUGUUACGGCUCAACACUAUUUCUGCUGAGUUCCACUUAAGGCUGUUUUUUUGCUCGCCACAUCGCUUUUAUCGUGGGUGUCUCAUGAGGAUUUUCAUAUCACAUCCUAUGUUGCGUGACACAGUUUUUAUAGUGCGUCACCCACUCAGACCCCUCAGACCACUCAGUUUUCAGACCCCUCUUCUGUGGAACCAGCUUUCAGUUUGGAUUCAGAAGACCCAUUUUACUUUUAAGAUUAUACUUAAAACUAGUUGCGCUGCAAUAAGUCUAGGCCUCUGGGGGAUUCCCGUGAUGCAUUGAGUGUUUCUUCUUCAGUCACCUUUUUUACUCACUAUGUGUUUAAAAACCUCUCUGCAUUUAAAUAGUAGCUAAUAUUAAAUUCCCUGGCUCCCUUCCACAGCAUGUCUUUGUUCUGUCUUCACCUGAUCACCCCCAACCGGUCACAGCAGAUCCUGACCCGCCCUGAUUCGGGUCCUGCUGAAGGUUUUUUCCUGUAAAAAGGGAGUUUUUCCUUCCCACUAUCGCCAAAGUGCUUCCUC